Messenger RNA from Guillardia theta CCMP2712, 1089 nucleotides. RefSeq lists its product as hypothetical. The record is from RefSeq and is a predicted model, not a curated record. NCBI's taxonomy places the organism in Eukaryota, Cryptophyceae, Pyrenomonadales, Geminigeraceae. The coding region runs from base 1 to 1089 and encodes 362 amino acids. The transcript is spliced from 7 exons. Gene Ontology annotation, biological process: RNA 3'-end processing. Gene Ontology annotation, molecular function: nucleotidyltransferase activity.
AUGUCCGAUCAAGGAACCGACAAGGAGGGGAGGCUGGUAGAGAAGAAGGCGGGAGAGGAGGCGGAGAAGAAGGCGGAGAAGAAGGCGGAGAAGCAGGCGGAUGCAGUUGUAGUGAACCACCUGCCUGCCACUGUGAUGCUACAUACUCCCUCCAGUACGCCCAAGGCCGAGGAGUGUUACGACAAGAACGCUUACCUGAGCAGAGUGAUAUCAAGUGUCGAGUCAAAAGACAGCAUGCUAUUGAAGAUCAACUCAUUCGUCUUGCAGCUUGGAAGGUCUAUCAGCUCUCUUCCAUCCUCUGUCUCAGUUGCUCUUGACUCGAUUCACAGUGUCCUUAAGGAAACAUUUGGGCCGACAACCACACUGUCUCUGUACGGAUCAACAGUUUAUGGGUGUGCGACAGUUGAUAGCGACUUGGACAUUACAUUUUGCAUUGGUGAUCAGGACAUGGGACUUGAAACGAAACGAAAGUUGUUGAAGAGACUCUCAAAGGUCCUCCGUCAGCGACUUCAAUGUCAGUGUUUGGCAAUUUUGCGAUGUCGCGUGCCCCUGAUCAAGCUGGAGGACAAGAACACAAACAUCAAGGCUGACCUUUCCACUGGAAAUGCUGCCCCGAUACCCCAGGCUAGACUCCUUCAAAGAUAUUCGAACAUGGACUCAAGAAUCUCGAAGCUUGCCAUCCUCGUGAAGCAUUGGUCCAGAACAAGGGGCAUCAAUGACGGAGCGAAUCUAAUGAAUUCGUAUUGUUAUUGUCUUCUGGUUCUGCACUUCUGUCAAACGAUCCAACCUCCGAUCUUGCCGAUUUUGGACUGUAACAAACCAAUCCAUGGUAAUGUACUGAAGUUAUCGAGUCGAGAUCAAUUGCUGCAGGAUUCGAAGUUUCAAGGCCGUCGCGAGUGGGUUUCUGAGAACGUCCAGACCCUUUCAGAGCUUCUGGGAAAGUUUUUCAAGUAUUAUGCGGAGGUGGAUAUGAAUGUGAGGGAUUUUGGGUUGGAGAAGAUAGUCAAGGAGUUCCAGAGAGGAGAUAUGGUGAUGAACUCGACACAGAUCGGAGAUUUAUUCAUUCCAAGUAAAGGAAAGAAGAAGUGA